UUGCUUCGCUACGGUAGCUACACUCAUCACUCCGCCGCCAGAUCGCGUCGCGAGCGGACGUCUCGACACAAAAUAAAGCCGCGUCCUCAGUGCGUUAUGGAUAUCGCGAGUUCGUAAUAAUUCGUGUAAUUUUUAAGUCGUGUUUUAUUUCGGUGUGCUAUGAUAUAGAAGUUCUUUUGUUUGCAAUUUAAUUUGGGAUUGUAACCGUUUCAAUGAUGGGCGUCAGUGGUUGUAUGAGCGUGAGGCAGGCUAGGGGCUCUUGCCAUUGUCCCGCGUGCCCCAGGGCUUCGGGCCAUGGUAUGCCUAUGCCCCCUCAGACGCUCGUGCUCCCCCCAAUGGCUUUAGAGCCUGAAACUACCCCCGUUAAGGAUAAGAAAGGAUCUAAGAUGAAGGUUUUGAAAAAGAUUAAGAAAAAAAUUGGAUUGGCCCCUCGCACGGCCUGCACAGGAGGUACUCCGAACAACUUACCCCCCCUGGGCUUCCAUUCAGUCCAUGGUGAGAACAUCAGAGUCUCCAGGGAUGGCUCCAUGGCUCGGCGAGUGGAGUCUUUCUGCAAGGGUGUCGCGUUCAGCGCUAGGCCUGUUAGGGUUAAUGAGAAGGUUUGCCUUCGCUUCGUGGAAAUCUCAAACAGCUGGAGCGGUGUCAUCCGAUUCGGUUUCACAAACUACGACCCCGCGACUCUCGCGCACUCUCUCCCCAAGUACGCCUGCCCAGACCUCACGAACAAGCCCGGCUACUGGGCCAAAGCCCUCGGCGAAAGAUUCUGCGAAAAAGACAAUAUCUUAUAUUACUACGUCAAUUCUUCGGGGGACGUUCAUUUCGGCAUGAAUGGAGAAGAUAAAGGUCUGUUCUUCUCUGGAGUAGACACACGCAGUCCCUUAUGGGCCUUAGUAGAUGUUUACGGCAACUGCACAGCGGUACAAUUCGCUGAUCCUAGAGCUCCAAGCCAGAGGCGCCACAGUCCUGUCGAUGAAGAUAGAUUAGUUAGCAGCAUGAGGUCGUUAAACGUCGAAGAGGCACUACCAGCCCCAAGAUACCAGAAUCCUUUAGCACCGCUAAGCUUACAUAGAACUAAAGGCAGGAAUGUCCAAUGUGUUAAUGACAGAGGAAUCGCUGCAAGAGCUGAUGCAGAGUUCUGCCAAGGAUAUGUGUUUACAGCGCGUCCGAUGCGCCCAGGACAGACCAUAGUUGUUCAAAUUUUAGCUACAGAGGCAGCGUACGCUGGUAGCCUUGCUAUAGGGCUCACAUCUUGCGAUCCUGCAACUUUAAGGCCCUGUGAUUUACCUGAUGAUGCAGAGUUACUUUUAGACCGUCCCGAGUACUGGGUUGUCAGACGGGAUGCCGCUAACGGUCUCCGAAGAGGCGAUGAACUAGCCGUGACCUUGACACAAGACGGUGAAGUGAGGGUCAGCAGAAAUGGAUCCACUCCAGUCACAGUUAUGCAUGUGGAUCAUACUCUAAGAUUGUGGGCGUUCGUGGAUAUAUACGGGGCUACGCAGAAGGUCAGGAUGCUGAGCACACUAGUUGUACCCCAAACUCAAACGCCUCCUCAGCAGUUGAGGGUGUUGACAGGCUCUGCAGGGCCUAUUACUGCCGGGGCUGGUGGAACUGUCCUGGUGGUUAGCUUACCGCCUCAAAAUGGGGGACAGAACGCUGCGAACCAACAGAGCUUGACUCUUGCAAGCGCGCAUUAUAUUGAGCCGAUCCAGACAACCUCACAGCUCUGCCUAACUGGGUUGCCCAUCAACCAACCCUCAUCCUGCAGCUACCAACCACCCCGACCUCGCGCCGACAACCAGUGCUCGUCAACCAGUCAGAACAACUUGAACGAGCAGGCUCAAAUACCCAACGGACAUAGCGAACCUUUGAGACUGGCUGAGAGGCUUCAAAACGGUCCUUCUACUAGCAGACAUCAGCCUAUUUACUCUGUCAUCGGCGAAGGGGGUGCUACAGGGAAUCUGACGGGAGCUGAAUGUACUAUAUGCUAUGAAAAUCCUAUAGAUUCUGUACUAUAUAUGUGUGGUCAUAUGUGUAUGUGUUAUAGAUGUGCGGUCCAACAGUGGAGGGGCAAAGGGGGCGGUCAAUGCCCCCUCUGUAGAGCACAAAUCAAAGAUGUAAUCCGCACGUACAAGUCCUGAUGUGCUUUUGCCAAAAUUUCUUUUGUAAUCCCAAAAAAAUCUCUGUAUAUGUCUGGUAGGUAGGUUAGGGAUAUUUUUUGUACUGAAUUCGAGUGGAAAAUCAAAAGGGAUGUCGCGUCUUCAGUACAAAGAAAUAAUGAUUAGAAAUUAAUAAUAAUAUAUCAACAUUGAUUAAUUAAUUAAUAUAUAGAAAACGGUUCGUUGAUGUCGGUUAUUUAUUCGAGUGUUGGAAAACAAAAUGGCGGCGGUGUGACGUAAGAUUAGAUUAUGAUUGGUUAACAUUUUUUUUUCAUUGGCAACUUUUGCAGCAGAUAUCUAUGGUUUUGCGACUGUUUGGCGGGAAAUGGCAGCCAUGUUGCGUCACAUUUUGACUGAUAAAAACGUUAUUUUCUGACUUAAAGGUACCGUUGAAUAUACCUAUAGUGACAGAUUUUCUAAAAUAUGCGGCGCAAAAAUAAUUACUUUAUUCAAUUCUAAAUACUUUUUUUAACAGUGUUAAUGAGUUAAUUUUAAGACACUAUAAAUGAUUGCAAAAUCUUCUUUUCCUAUAGACUCUUUCUUACAAGAUUCACUCUCUUAACUACUGCCCGUACCGGGAUAAAAUAUAGCCUAUGUUAAUCGGGAGUGUAGCUUUCCAACAGUGAAAGUUCCUCUCUAUUAUGUUAUAUUUAAAAUUACACAUUAACACUGUUUUUUCUUUAAAAUGAGGGUUUACAAGAAAGUAUACUGUAAACGGUUUGAAAUUUUAUACGACAGUAAUGAAUAAUAAUAUAAAACUAAUAAUAUAGAAUCACUCUCAACAUAGGAAUUUGGUAAACAACGUUUCAUAAUGACUUAAAUAUAAAAAUAUAUGCUCUAAAAAUAAAAAUUUGAGAUUUGAAAUCUUACCAAAUGACUAACAAUUUAAAAGGGAUGAAAAAUUCAAAUUUAGAAUGUUGAUUAGUUUUUGUUUUUUCAACUAAAUAAAUAAAGCCCCAAUAGUAUCCCGUUUCGCGAGGCUAAGUUGUAAAUAAAAACUAUAGUAAUGCUAGUAUAAGUGGUAGGUUCCUAGUUAAAAGAACAUUUUAAAAUUGAAGCUAUAUUAUAGCUUUCGUUUCUGUGUAGCACUGCCUAAGUUUGUGUCCUGAGAAAUGAAAAUAAUUCACCAUCUUUGAAACAUAAAAGUUUCGUCAAUGCUGUCAAUAGAUGGCGCUGUUCUCAAUUUCAAAUUAAGGACAUGAAACUAAGAAAAUAUUGAAAAACGAUUGUAAUGUACGUCCAUGACACUAUUGUAAGCAUUUAAUAAUUAUUAACUGUAAUAAUCAUAUCAUAAUCUUUAAUUAUUAAUCCGCGGUUAAGUGAGAAACAGUGGCGAGGUGAAUUUUAAUGUUUUUUGAAGGAAAUUUUACUGGAAAUAUGUUACAUAUUAUACUGAAAAUUUUUCACAUCAUCUUUCAUACAAUCCAUCCAUUUUAUUCCUACUACAUUACUUACUUCCAUACAAAUAUAACAAUAGAUUUAAUUAUAUUAAAAUUGCAAAUCGUAAUUUCUGUCUCUUAUGUAUGAAGAACUCAAAGAAAUAGGACGCUAAAUCGAUGUUUUUUCAAAGGGAGUUCCUAAAAAUGCCUCCGAACAAUUUUCUUAACAUAUACGCGAAUUUUCUAAUAUUAUCUAUCCAUAUGAUAAUAAUAUUUCUUUCAAAGCGAAAUGUAAACGAUCGAAAAUUUAGCUUAAAUCAGCCGGUAGAUCUACCAAAGCUACCACGCUGGGUUGCCAGUGUUAAAUUUCUCUGAUCGUUGGUAGAAAAUUAUGAGGACGCAUUUUUUAUUACGACAAUAGACAUUGCUGAGCUUUAAGUAUGUAAAACUUAGAUUUUUUUUCUUUAGUAAAUUCUGAUUUUGGAAAUAGUCUCGCCUAGAUAGCGAUGGUAGAAGACUUAGCAGUCUAAAACUUAAAAAUGUAUACUUACUGUUAAAAUUGAUGAAAAGUAAUUGUUUUUUUUGGCAACUUGGGUCCGUAUUACAAAAUAAUAUUCAAGUUUGUUGCCUUAAGCAUCAGUUUUGGGCCCUAUGAUUUCCAAAACUAGUUUCUAAAACCGCUUAGUCUCGAAUAUCUUUUUUUGUAUUACGGAUCCAAGUUGACACGACUGUUUAUAAACAGAUUUCAUGUGACUUUUUUGUCGUUUCAAGUAGAUAUAAUGACACCCAUUCUUUGUACAUCAUGUCUGUCAGUCAUUGGCUGUCAUUUGUACAUCUUUGGCAGUCAAAUGCCAAAAAGUCUGACAACCAGUCUUACUAAAGAAUAUUAGUUUGCCCGGGUAACUGGGUUGAGGAGAUCAGAUAGGCAGUCGCUCCUUGUAACACACUGGUACUCAGCUGCAUUUGUUUAGACUGGAAGCCGACCCCAACAUAGUUGGGAAAAGGCUCGGCAGAUGAUGAAUUCUUUGUAUAUAUCAUUCCUCGUAUGCUCAACUUUCUCUAAGCAAUUGUUAACAUAUCAUUUUUUAUACAAUUGCGUACUUUCUGUUUUAUUGAAAAGUGUGCUGUCCAUUAACAGUGGUUAUAAGACUAAAAAGGAAAAAUUUGGUUUCUUUUUUCUCUUGACUAAACUCAAAUGAGUGUCAAUUUGACUUUGUAAUAAUAAUGCAUUUAUUUGUAACAAAACAUAUCUUUGAUUUCAGUUACAUAUAUGACUGAAUCUUUUUAUUUCAAGUUUUGCUCUCCUAUCCAACUAUUAUGAUUGAUAUCACUAGAGUGUGCCAAUUUUCAGUCCAGAAUACAUUAAAAUGCUGAAUAUAAUCUUUUUUUGUAAACUCGAGCAAAACUUGUAUGGUCUUACUACAAAAACUUAAACAUGUGUCAAACACUUGUCUAAAAAAAUUGUAGCUGCAAAAUGGACCUUAUUUCAACGUCAUAAUCUGACAUUUUUUUAGACAAGUGUUAAACUAACGUUUAAACGCUUUUGUCGUAAGACGGUUUAUUUUUUCUUGUAUAUAGUAACAGUUUCUUGAUUACCAGUACAUAAACCAAAACUGUAAGCCAGUUGUCAAUCAAUAUAACUUUAAUUUAUGAUAUAACUUGUACUUGUGUAACCUGACGUUUUUUUUAUAUAUAACAUAAAGCAUUGUUUGUUGUGAAAUUAUAACUUAAGCAUAUAAGUCAUUUAGUGCUAGAUUUUCCAUACUUUGUCUUAUGUUUCUAGAACUUCCUAGUACAAUGGAUUAGAUUUAAAAAAAUAAUUAAGUAAGAUUAAUUUUUUAACGUCAAAAAAAAAAGGGGAAAUUUCACAACAAACACAGCGUAACUUUAGACUUUAUUUAUUUAUUCAUAAGACCUUUUUUUACAUGACAUAAUUUAAUACCAAAAUAAAGGUGACCAGUUUAAAAAAGUAGACAGUUUAUCGAAGCCAAAUCUUGUAGUAUUUAGUGGUUAUUGUAUAUAAUGCGUGAAUGGAAAUGUUGGGGUGCGACUGACAAGGUUUUGUCCAAAAAGUAUUUAAUCACAAGCUUUCAUAGACAAUUUUAAGGUGUUCGAAAAAUAAUCUGCUCAGAAAAACGGAUAGAUGACAUUUUAUGGUUCAUCUACAAUAUAAACGUCAGUUUUUUUCACAAAUAACUGUUUACUUUGAAAAUUGAACGUGAAAAUUCAUAGUAAACAGUGGUUUUAGAAAACUGACGUUUAUGUUAUCGAUGUACUUGGGCCUGAAAUUAGGAUUUCAUAUCUUUUUCCAGCACUUUCAUUUGUUACAGCAAUAACUCUUUUUGAUACUGUUAUUUAGUUACUGUUCAAAAAAAUAUGAAUAUUCAAUACAAUUAUUUGUUGACAAAAAGCAUCGUUCUAGAAUGUUCAGUAAGUUAAGAUAUUUUUAGCCAAUUUCAAUAUACAUUUUCCUGAAAAACAAAAAAUCAUCAGUCGCACACUAAGGCCUAAGUUUGCUGACAAAAUAAACGUCAGUUUUUCUUAUAACAACAGUUUACUAUGACAUUUCAUAUUCAAUUUUCGACGUUUUAAGAAAUUUGACGUUUAUGCUGUCAAUGAUUUUGGGCCAAGUAAGUAAGACCAAGUGGUAUGUGAUAAUGUGAUUCUUUCAAAUAUUCUUUAAAAACUUGGUCAUGUACAGCGUUGUCAUCUAGUCUUUAGUAAUUUAUUUUUCUUUUUUUUUUAUUAGUUAUUAUUAUUUUUUGUGAAAAACAAGCACUCUGUAACGACGUUGGAGUUAGAUUAAGUUUGAAAUAAAAAUGGUUAUCGAACA
Helicoverpa armigera (cotton bollworm) is the source of this 6368-nucleotide messenger RNA. RefSeq names its product protein neuralized (gene neur). The record is from RefSeq and is a predicted model, not a curated record. Lineage: Eukaryota; Metazoa; Arthropoda; Insecta; Lepidoptera; Noctuidae. Bases 213 to 2138 code for a protein of 641 amino acids. Gene Ontology annotation, molecular function: ubiquitin protein ligase activity. The transcript has 4 exons.